Chaetomium globosum CBS 148.51 is the source of this 555-nucleotide messenger RNA. RefSeq lists its product as uncharacterized. The record is from RefSeq and is a predicted model, not a curated record. The transcript is spliced from 4 exons. Gene Ontology annotation, biological process: protein secretion; vesicle-mediated transport. NCBI's taxonomy places the organism in Eukaryota, Fungi, Ascomycota, Sordariomycetes, Sordariales, Chaetomiaceae. The coding region runs from base 1 to 555 and encodes 184 amino acids. Gene Ontology annotation, cellular component: Golgi membrane.
AUGGAGCAACCACAGCCCUUGCCCGGGUCUUUGACCUGGCGCUUGAGCUCACAUCCGAUCACGCUUCUCAUCUUUUUGGGAUUCCGAAUUUCCAGCCUCCUCGUCUACCUCUUCGGCCUGCUAUUUACCGACAACCUUGUCAUGAUCUUCAUCAUCACCAUCCUCCUCCUCGCCGCCGAUUUCUACUACCUCAAGAACAUUGUCGGCCGCCGACUGGUCGGGCUGCGCUGGUGGAACGAGGUGGACCCGUCGACGGGCGACUCGCACUGGGUGUUUGAGAGCAGCGAGCCCGGUACCAAGGUCAUCAACCCCACCGACAGCCGCUUUUUCUGGAUCGCCAUCUACGCCCAGCCCAUCUUUUGGAUCUUGCUCGCGCUCGUGGCUGUGUUGACCUUCAAGUUCAUCUGGCUGCCGCUUGUUGGUGGGUUGCCCUUUUCGUUGCCAUGUGGAGCUAGGGGGGUGAAAGAGGACAGAGGGCUAACGUUAUUCGAACUGGAUAUGGCCAUGAGGAGCAAGGGGUCACUUCCGCGAUCCUCUGUGCCGCGCAAUUUGUGA